CGCCGUCGGCACGCCCCCCCUUUUUCCCCUCCGAAACGCACGUCGCCAUAGCAUCGCGUCGUCGUCGUCAACCCCAGCGGAGUUCGAGCGCAGCUCGGUUCCCCCUCUGCAACACGAACCCCAAUCGUUGAUGGCGACGGUGGGCCCGCUCUCUUCUUCUUCUCGCCACCACCCAUCAGGACCCGCCUCCAAAUGAAUGGCGAGAGCCGCCUUGCGACAACUCGUCCGUCUUAGAAGCACCGCCUCCACUUCGAGAUCGAGCCUCGUUUUCUUUUCCUCGCAUUCAUGCCAAUCUUCCUCAGUUGAGGACAGGGACAAUUCCCUGUUCGAUUCGAGCCUCAAGCUUCUCGAGACCUGUCGAAGCGCUCGAGAGCUGCUUCAGAUUCAUGCUCGGUUGAUCACUUCGGGCCUUAUCCGCAAGGCAGCUCUGUCCAGCAGAGUCCUGAGGGUACAUCUGGAGCUGGGUCACGUUCAAUACGCGAUCUUGACUUUUGGGUACGUACAUUCUCCGAGUACUUUCUGCGUCAAUACCGCGGUUGAAGCUUACUCGGUUAGCUCGGUGCCGAGUGAUGGUGUUCGGUUGUAUUUUAAGAUGCUGAGGCGGGGGGACUUUAUCCCGAACAGCUACACUUAUGUGCCGCUCCUCGGUUGUUGUGCUAAGAUUGGUUGUGCUGGAACCGCAAGGAAGUGCCACGGGCAAGCUGUUAAGAAUGGGGUUGACGGGGUGCUGCCAGUGCAGAACUCGCUGAUUCACAUGUACGGUUCUUGUGGGGUUAUUGAGAUUGCUCGGAUGUUGUUCGAUGAAAUGCAGCAGAGGGAUUCGGUGUCUUGGAACGCUACUCUGUAUAUGUAUGUCAGAAUAGGUGAUUUGGUGUCCGCACGCAACAUAUUUGUCAAAAUGCCUGAGAAAAAUGUGGCUGCAUACAACAUCUUGAUUGUCGGGUAUGUGAAGGGAGGAAGUCCUGGGGCUGGGUUGAAAUUGUUUCGAAAUAUGAUGUCCAAGGGAGUGACAGCCAGCAGUAGGACUAUGGUUGGCGCAGUUAUGGCUUGUGGAAGGUCGGCCAGACUGAAAGAUGGGAAAUCAGUUCAUGGCUUUCUCAUCAAGAACUUCUUGGAAUCGAAUAUCUUGAUAGACACAGCUUUGAUAGAUAUGUAUAGUAGGUGUGAACGGGUGGAUGUGGCGUGCAAAUUGUUUGACGAAAUUGAGGUAAAGAAUCCAGUAUGUUGGAAUGCCAUGAUCUUAGGGCAUUGCAUCCAUGGGAAUCCAACCGACGGGAUAAAACUAUUUGAAGAAACAUUAGGUAGACUUAGGUCAGGCAAUUCUAGCAAAAAGAAAAGGAAAAAACGGAAAAGAAAGUGGUUGGUGUUGGCGGAAAGGCGAGAAGUUUUUCCAGAUGAAGUUACUUUCGUUGGUAUUUUGUGUGCUUGUGCACGCGCCGGACUACUGGAAGAGGGCAGAAACUACUUCAGCAAAAUGACCAGUAGUUUUGGGAUCAAACCCAAUUUCGCACAUUACUGGUGCAUGGCCAAUCUGCUUUCUGGAGCUGGGCUCGUUCAGGAAGCAGAGGAGAUACUGAGGUGCAUGCCUCAAGAUGACAACGACAUGUCAUCACAAUCCUCUUCGUGGGCUACCUUGCUGUCCUCAUGUCGCUUCAAGGGCGCUGUGGCGGUGGGGGAAAGGAUAGCACAGUCGCUUAUCGAGAAGGAUCCUCAGAAUUUCUCGUAUUACCAGCUGUUGCUAAACGUAUAUGCAGUGGCUGGUCAGUGGGAAGAUGUUGUCAGGUUGAAGGAUGUGAUGAAGAAAAAAAACAUUGGAAGGAUACCACAGUGCGGUCUUGUAGACUUGAACGAUAUUGUUCAUCGGCUCAGAGUGAGUGAUAUUUGGCAAGAAGAGAUGCAGAUUGCACAAGGGUCAAAUUAAGGAAACAACUUGAUGAGUGACCUGACUUUGAAUUUGAGCGGCCACCAAUACAAAUCUGCAGCAAUGUACAUUGAAGCGGCAAUUUUCGUACCAUAGGAGACCGUCUUCUGGCCAGAUGGAAUUUUGCAUUUGUAGAGGAACUAUGUGGAAGAUGAAAUCUCGCCUUCACACUACUUGAUACAUGUCUGAAUUCAUUCAUAAGCAGCUUGCCUAUCAAGGAAGUUCGGGCGUGAGGCAUUCUAUCCGGACAGCGAGCGACAGAAAUUCAGAGUGUUCACGGUAUUCGAUUGAGGAUUUACACCAACUGCUGCCUUAGUUCGCCCUCAUUUUUUACUCAUAUAUUUAAGAGUGGUAUAAUGAAAUGAAAUUAUUCUCAUAUUUUUUUUCUUGAUGGUACGAUUUCCAAAAUUGAUUAUGGGGGGAAAUUUCAAAUAUGGGUAUGAAGUAGAACCGUUUUCUUAGAAGAUGGUCUAAUGUGAACAUUGUCGGGCUGAAGUGGCCAAUUAAGUGGCAAAUAAGGGCCAGCUGGCCACAAUAACACUGACAUAUUUGUCAAGAUAGUUUUUUUCUUUUUCUUUUUGUUUUUCUUUCUUCUUUUCUCUCAAUUUCUUUUUCUUCUCGCACACUGGCCGACAACGGCCAGCUCCUGGCUGACUUCCUCCGUGACCCUGCCACGUCUUUAUCAGGGUUGGCAUCGACGAAAACGUCGAGAAAUUGCUGUGACUAUGUCCUCGGCAUCGCCAACAUGGUGGACUAGAGGGCAUUGGCCGCGAGGGAGCUGGGUCGGGAGGAGCUGAGAAGUGCUGGGCUGAAGAUGCUGACAAGGCAGGUCAUACGGAGGCAGAUUGAGAAGCCGAAGCGAGUCUCGACGAGCCAGUGGGACAACCCAUGGCUGACAGCGUCCAGGUUCAGUACGCAUACCUCAACAGCCAUGGAUGGUCAACACAAAGUUCAGUCAUUGCAUCCACACGCUCAGUCAUUGAAGAAUCUAUGGAGGUUACUAACACAAUCUCUCUCCAUAGAGAUAGCAGAUAUGCUUAAGAGGAAAUUACUCAUCUAUUAACUGCUUUAUUGGAGUGAGAGAGAGAGGGGAAUGCAACUCUCCAUGAGAAUGUUGCGCCUCCGAGUUGAUAGGGUGUUGGAUAGCAUUGUCUUUGCUGUUCAGGGUGAAGAUGCCCAUGUUGAUUCAAGGCAAAAGCUCGAGUUUGGAUCCAAUCUGUCAAAGCCCUUUGGUGAAGCCUGGGGAAUUAAAGUUCUGUAAUGCUAUGUUGAAUCAUUCUUUUACUGGUCUCUUGAUGGAUUUAUUCAAUUUGAGAA
This is a messenger RNA of Syzygium oleosum, 3238 nucleotides long. Its product is annotated as pentatricopeptide repeat-containing protein At3g51320-like. Lineage: Eukaryota; Viridiplantae; Streptophyta; Magnoliopsida; Myrtales; Myrtaceae. The transcript has a single exon. Bases 197 to 1921 code for a protein of 574 amino acids. Gene Ontology annotation, biological process: RNA modification. The record is from RefSeq and is a predicted model, not a curated record. Gene Ontology annotation, molecular function: protein binding; RNA binding.